Messenger RNA from Brettanomyces bruxellensis, 879 nucleotides. RefSeq lists its product as uncharacterized. The record is from RefSeq and is a predicted model, not a curated record. The transcript has a single exon. Lineage: Eukaryota; Fungi; Ascomycota; Pichiomycetes; Pichiales; Pichiaceae. Bases 1 to 879 code for a protein of 292 amino acids.
AUGAGCCAACUUCAGGAACGCUCAGAAGGAGUUUGGAUUAGAAAAUGUUUUAGAAUAAAAGAUAAGCCAGAUCUAGUUAUAUUUUUUAUUCCAAAUAUUAUGCUUUUUAGUGCAGAGCCUUAUGUUUAUGUCGAAUAUCUCACGACGUUACAUGGCUUACUUCUGAUGCAGGGAUUCGACAACCCGGCCGUUUUUCUUACGAAAGUUCAAAGAGAAUCCGAAGGAUGGAGUUAUCAAUACUAUUUGGAGAGUAUAAUACAUAUUUGGAUCAAAAUAACUACAUUAUAUCCAGAUGCAAAAUUUGUACUGGCUGGAAGUUCAAUCUCAGCCACCUUGAUCAUAUCUGUACUUGAGCAUAUUGCUUCGGAGGAAAAUCCGACCGCUAAACCUUAUGGGGCUAUUUUAAUCUCUCCAAUUCCAAUAUGGCAUAUAAAUAAUGGGAGGAAUGCCUCAAUGAGUAGAAAAAAUAAGGGUGAUUUUAUCACCGCUUCCUUAUUGAAAAAAAUAUCCUCUAUGUGCUUGUCAGAGGAGAUGUCAUAUGAGAAAUUUACGAAUGAGAGAUGGAAAAAUGCUUUUCCUGAAGGCGGAAUAGUACUUUCAUAUGGUAGCUGUGAAAUAGACUUACCUGAAAUCAAGCAAUUAGCUUUUGAGCUAGGAAAAUUUGGACGAGUUAAAUCCCUAGAAAGAGCCGAUGGAAUCCACUGCUGGCCAAUGAUAUCAUUCCUUACAGAAGAUGCACAAGAUGAGAAAGAAGAUAGUUGCUUUGUUUUGGCCGGAAUUAUAGCCAGAAUGAUUGUAUGGCAAAUGACGGCAUAUAUGUCUCCUAAAUUUGCAAGAAAUUCUAUGAAUGUUCUUACGAUAGAUGAUUCGCAUAUUUAA